UAAUUUCACAGAGAAGGUUCUGCAUCGUAAUUUUUAUUUUAAAUUCCAUUUAUUUUCCUCAUUUACACAUUAAAUAUGAUGGCAAGUAGUUGUUAAGGAAGUGCGCUAUUAGUGUAACAUGAAGAUAAAAGUGUAAAAUUAAGAAAAACCAGGAAAAUGUGAAAGUGAAAUCAAUUGUGUAAAUGUGUAUGAGAUUUUUAAGUUUUUAUUUCUCCAUAAAUGAUGUCACUUACGGCAUUUACAAAUUUCCUGUAAAAUAGCUAAAAUGAUUAUCUAUCGACCGCGACUUGCCAAAACAAUCUUGUGCAAAUAGAAAGUGACUUAAUGUGUGUGUGGUGUGGUUGGUGCUGUUUGUGACGUUUUCUCAUUAAUUUCAUUUAAUUUCAUCGAAAAGAUAUAAACAACUCGGAUAAUGAAUGAAUCAUAAUUUAGAUAAAAAAAAGCAACCACACAGAGUUAAUAAUAUAUAAAUGAAAAAGAGAAUAUGAAGAGUGAUGAUAAGAGAAACUUCAUUUUAUUGAUAAAAAAUACAUUUAUGGUAUUUGUCGAGUAAAAAAAAAGAGUAAAUUUAUAUUUGUAAAUAAUAUUAAUAAACCAUAACGUCCAAAAAAUGGUGAUAAGUGGGGGCCUUGCGCCUCUCGAAUUUGCUGACUGCCUUCUUGAUAGUCCUGAUUUUCGUGAGAAUUUAAAUCGUCAUGAGAAAGAGCUGGAGAAAACGUCACAGCAAAUUAAAAGGAUAAUAAAGGAGAUAAAAGAUCUUAUGCAAGCAGCAAAAAGUUUAUCACGGUGCCAAAGAACAUUAGCAAAGAGCUUAAAUGAAUUUAAUUUUGAAUGUAUUGGAUCAACGCAAACAGAUGAUGAGCAAGUGAUAGCAGCAAGUCUGAAACAAUUUAGUAAGCUAAUAUCCGCGAUAGAGGAUGAGCGAGAUAACAUGCUUGAUCGAGCUCAUGAUCAAAUCGUAGUUCCUUUAGAAGGCUUUCGAAAAGAUGCAAUCGGAAGUGUAAAAGAGAAGAAGAAGCAGCAUGACAAAAAGACUGCAAAAUUUUGUACAGCACAGGAGAAAAUUCUGAGUUUGUCAUCCAAAAAGCCUGAGACUGUUGUUGUUGAGGCCGAUGCUGCGUUAGAUAUGCUAAAACGUGAAUACAUCCACGAGUCUUUAAAUUAUGUACUCAAAAUACAAGAAGUUCAAGAGCGAAUAAAAUUCGAAUUUGUAGAAAUUUUAUUGGGUUUUAUGUCAGGAUGGCUUGUUUUUUAUCAUCUCGGACAUGAAGUAGCAGAAGAUGCCAAAGAAUACAUGACGGACUUACAGCAUAAAGUUCAAAAAACUCGCGAGGGUUACACAGAGUUUCGAGAAAUAGCAAAGGAAUUAAAAUCAAAAUACAUGCAUUUCCAACUGAAGCCAGAGUCUGAAUUCACAAAUCAAGGCUAUCUUUAUUUAAUGGAAAAAAAAGCCUUUACAGCAACAUGGCAGAAAUAUUAUUGUACCUACAAGAAGGAAAACAAACAAUUUACAAUGCUUCAGUACAACCAGCAGAUUCCAGGACGAAUCCAAUCGACUCCUGAAAAAUUAACACUUGCUAGUUGUAUAAGAUGCAUAUCGGAUUUCGAGAAGAGAUUUUGCUUUGACUUGACAUUUGAUCAAAAGCCAACAAUUGUUUAUACAUUUCAAGCACUUUCCGAGAAAGAUCGAAAAGUUUGGCUUGACGCGAUGGACGGGAAAGAACCUGUAUAUUUAACGCCUGGAAAAAGCACAAAUACUGUACAAGAGGAUGAAUAUAUACUAGAUGAAGUAGGUUUUGCAUUUGUAAAAAAAUGUAUCGAGACACUCGAGAAACGAGGAUUAGAGGAGGAAGGGCUUUAUCGUGUCAGCGGUGUAGGAACGAAAAUUAAUAAACUUCUUCAACUUGGCUUGGAUGGCAAAAAGACUGAAUCAGAGCGGCUUACAGUUUUUACGGAAGAGCAACAUUUAGACGUACUAGAGAGUAAAACGAUUGCUAGUGCACUGAAGCAGUAUUUGAGGAAAUUAAAGGAACCAUUAAUGACUUACCGAUAUUUUAAUGGAUUUUUAGCGGCCGCAAAACAAGAGCAGCACAUCCAAAGGAUAAGUGAUGUUCAUGCAUUAACCCAUCGACUUCCAAAAAAUCAUUUCGAAAUGCUCGACAUUAUUGUGCAGCAUCUUAAAAAGGUGGCAUCAAAGAGUCACAAGAAUAAAAUGUCAAUCUUUAACUUGGGUGUCGUGUUCGGACCGACCUUACUGAAAGCGUCAGAAGAUAGUCUAGCUGCUGUGUUGGAAAUUAAAUUCAAUAACUUAGUCAUUGAAAUCCUAAUAGAAAAUUAUGAGCUUAUAUUUAAAAAUCAGCCUGGCAAAUCAUCCGAUUAUGUUUCACGUAAUUCAUCACUUAGUCCACCAUUCCAACGGUCAUCAAAUUACAACUAUCGUGAGUCAUCAGCUGUUGGUGAACAACGAUCUCAUUAUCCACAACCAAUUAGAGUGGUGGCAAAAUCAAAUUAUACCGAUCCAAUCAUGUCAAGUAGUUUGCAAAGCAUUCCAAAUGGCGUUUCUUUAUAUCAUUCCACAACAUCAACAACUGGCUCAUCCAACAUUAAUCAACAUGGUAAUCGAAAUCAUCGCUUUCAGGGAGGAAAUUCACAGCAAUCAACUCCACCAUCAUAUUCAUUGUACGAAACAAAAUCGAGCACAAACAUUAAUCAGAAGUCACUAUCGCCUAUAAUGCGUGGCGGUGAUGCUUCAUUGUCAUCGAGAGAACUUAGUAGUGUAACAAACUAUCUUAAAUCGGCAUCACCGCCUACGACGCUCAACAAUAAUAGUUACCAGAAUGCAAUUUAUGUUCAAAAACAACAAUUUUACAAUAAUGUCAAUAAGUUUGCUCGUGACAAUGCGCCUAGUGCUACAACAAAUUUAUCAAGAAGCGGCGGAUUACUUGAUAGUUCUUAUGGCACCGUCACGAAUCAACCGUUGAGCCAACAAUUGCAUAAUAAAUCUGUACAUCACAACAUAUUGACAUCAUCUGACACCAAUUUAUCGAAAUUAUUUGAUCGCGUUCAUUCGUCGGACGAGUCUGUUUGUUCCUCAUCUAGUCGCGAUUUAAAUUUAAUCUCUCAGCAGCAACAGCAACAACAACAAAGUCAGCAAAAUCAGCAAUCCCAACAUCAUUAUCCAUUGUAUGGAACAACUAGAGAGCUUAACAAGUCGAUUAGUGGAAGUAAUAAGCAGCUAAAUAUUUGGAGUGAUUUUCCAAGACAGCCACAAAGUCAGACGCAGCAGCCACAAACGCAGCCGGUACCGCCACAGAAAAUCUAUAAUGAUGUCAUAUCGACUAGUCACAGUAACAAUAAUGGAUCGGGUCAUAUUCCAAAAAAGCAAGAACGUGGGCACAAAGAUAAAGACGAAAUUGUAAAAGCUAAACCUUAUAAUAUUCAACAAAAUUGUCGCGUACGCACGCUGUAUGCUUGUCUAGCAGAAAAUGAGGGUGAACUUUCUUUUGAACCAAAUCAAAUUAUAAUUAAUGUAUGCAGAUCAAACGAACCUGGAUGGCUUCAUGGCACGCUAAAUGGAAAGUCCGGUCUCAUCCCAGAAAACUAUUGUGAAUUUCUGAACUAAUUACGGUUUUCAAUGUUUUGAUGUGAUUAUAAAAAAAGAAGAAGAAGAAGAAGAGCUUUCAUGCAACAUAAAAAAAGUAAUGAAAAAAUACAAAAAAAAAAUGUCAAAGACUAGAAAUCUAAACAAGAAACUUAAAAAUUUUUGUAAUUAAUGAUGAGAGACAAUUUUAUCAGUAUUUGGUUAAUAUUAUUAUUAUUAUUAUUGCAUCUUAUUUCCAUCAUAAUUAUUGAUUUUGGCAGUAUUUAUGACACAUUUUAACCUAAUUUUAUAUGUUUGUUUUUAUUAAAUUAACUUAACUUAAUCAAAGCAUAAAAAACCUUUAAAAAAUGGCCAUAACAUUUUUCAAAAUAUAAAUAAUAAAAUAUUUGCCAUCAAAUACA
Messenger RNA from Chironomus riparius, 4002 nucleotides. Lineage: Eukaryota; Metazoa; Arthropoda; Insecta; Diptera; Chironomidae. The record is from the annotation of a GenBank genome assembly.